GUGUGGCCGUACCGGGGAGGGCGGGGCCGUGCCGGGGGCGGGGCCGGCGCGGGGGCUGCCGGGAGGCGCGGCGGCGGCCGGGCGGUGCGGGCCGGAGCGGGGCGCGGCGCGAUGCAGAAAUACGAGAAACUGGAGAAGAUCGGGGAAGGCACCUACGGGACCGUGUUCAAGGCCAAGAACCGGGAGACGCACGAGAUCGUGGCACUGAAGCGGGUGCGGCUGGACGACGACGAUGAGGGCGUGCCCAGCUCGGCGCUGCGGGAGAUCUGCCUGCUGAAGGAGCUGAAGCACAAGAACAUCGUCAGGCUGCACGACGUGCUGCACAGCGACAAGAAGCUGACGCUGGUCUUCGAGUUCUGCGACCAGGACCUGAAGAAGUACUUCGACAGCUGCAACGGGGACCUGGACCCCGAGAUCGUCAAGUCCUUCAUGUACCAGCUGCUGAAGGGCCUCGCCUUCUGCCACAGCCGCAACGUCCUGCACAGGGACCUCAAGCCCCAGAACCUGCUCAUCAACAGG
Messenger RNA from Oxyura jamaicensis (ruddy duck), 519 nucleotides. Its product is annotated as cyclin-dependent-like kinase 5. The annotation marks the transcript as partial. Gene Ontology annotation, cellular component: nucleus; cytoplasm. Gene Ontology annotation, biological process: protein phosphorylation; axonogenesis; neuron apoptotic process. The record is from RefSeq and is a predicted model, not a curated record. The transcript is spliced from 6 exons. Gene Ontology annotation, molecular function: cyclin-dependent protein serine/threonine kinase activity; ATP binding. NCBI's taxonomy places the organism in Eukaryota, Metazoa, Chordata, Aves, Anseriformes, Anatidae.